UACCACCAGAGCUUGGAAAUUUGGGCUCCUUGCAUUAUGCAUUGGAUCUUAGCAGCAAUUUACUUGUUGGAGAAAUACCUUCAAGCCUGUCAAAGCUUACAAUGCUAGAAAUUCUCGACAUCUCUCGUAACCACCUCUCAGGUAGUAUUCCACAAUCAUUUUCCCACCUAAUAAGCAUAAGCUACAUAAAUUUUUCUUACAACAAUUUGACAGUCCGAUCCCAACUGGACUUGUUUUCCAAAAUGCAUCAAAAUGUGUUUAUGAUGGAAAUCUUGGAUUGUGUGGAAAAGCUACAGGACUUAAGCCCUGCAGAAUGCAAAAAAACAAAGCUAGCAAUGUGAUGGAUAAGAGUAGAAAAGGUGCCAACAAUAAUGAAAUGAACAAGUCAUUCAUAUGGGAGAAGGAAGCAAAAUUCACAUUUGGAGAAAUUGUAGAGGCAACUGAAGACUUUGAUGACAAGUACUGUAUUGGGAAAGGAGGUUUUGGUACUGUUUACAAGGCCAUAUUGAGAUCACAUGAGCUAAUUUCGGCAGUUAAGCGGUUGCACGUGUCAGAUUCAAGUGAUAUUUUAGAAGUUAAUCGCAUCAGUUUUGAGAAUGAGAUUCAAACUCUAACCGAAGUCCGACAUCGGAACAUCAUAAAGCUUUAUGGGUUCAUUUCAAGAAAAAGUGAAAUGUACUUGGUGUAUCAAUAUGCAAAAAGAGGUAGUCUUUCUAAAGUAUUAUAUGGCUCAACAAAUCUUGAUUGGGAUUCAAGGGUGGAGAUAGUUCAAGGAUUGGCCCACGCAAUCUCAUACUUGCACCACGAUUGUUCUCCACCAAUUGUCCAUCGCGACGUGUCUUUGAACAAUGUACUACUUGGCUCAGAUUUUGUUCCCAUUCUAUCAGACUUUGGUAUAGCUCAAUUGUUGAUCCCUGACUCCUCCAUUUGGACAAAUGUAGCUGGAUCCUACGGUUAUAUGGCCCCAGAGCUUGCUUUGACCAUGCGUGUGACUGAAAAGUGUGAUGUGUAUAGUUUUGGAGUGGUAGCUUUAGAAAUUAUGAUGGGAAAGCAUCCAGGAGAAUUAUUGGAAUCUUUAUCAUCAUCUCAAUCGAAAAUAUCAUCAGAGAAUAUGCUACUGAAAGAUAUGUUAGAUCAACGGCUAUUACCUCCUACAGGUAGAUUACUAAUGGUUGUGGUGUUGGUGGUGAGCUUGGCAUUGUCAUGUACUAGAAGUAGACCAGAUUCACGACCCACUAUGCAUUUUGUGGCACAAGAACUAUCGACAAGGAGUCGAGCUUCCAUGAUCUCUGUGCCAUUGAGAACCAUUACUAUUGGGAAGCUUUCUACCCUUUACUAUCAGUAGUAGAAAUAAAUAAAUAUUUUUGAGAAGAAGAAGAAUAUGAAGAAUAUUUGCUCUUUAUUGCUUGUGAGUAAUAAUUAUAUGUAUAUGAUUGAAAUAAAAUAAUAAUAAUAAACAUCCAUAAUUUGAGAGUCAAGUAAAUACUCGAUCUCUU
Molecule: messenger RNA, 1496 nt
Organism: Cannabis sativa
Lineage: Eukaryota; Viridiplantae; Streptophyta; Magnoliopsida; Rosales; Cannabaceae
Product: MDIS1-interacting receptor like kinase 2-like
Exons: 3
Coding region: 314-1345 (343 amino acids)
Biological process (GO): protein phosphorylation
Molecular function (GO): protein kinase activity; ATP binding
Source: RefSeq, a predicted model, not a curated record